GUACCCGGUUAACUGAAAAACUGAGCGACUGAUAAUUACAACUUCACAAUCACAACAAACUUUCUCAGUGAACCGUGUGUUGCAUCGCUACAAAAUGAACCAGAGGCAUCUCACUGUGUCUCGCAAUGAGGCACUAGAGGCCUGGGUCCAGAUGUAAUGGCCACACUUAGGACAAGAUGGCUUCUGUCCAUCUUUCUGGUCAACCUGCCAAAUUGUUGUGCAUCAACAGGUCCUCCUGCUCCCCCCUCUAACCUCAAGUGCUUUAUUCCAUGUAAUGAAAAUGGCAGUGAGGAACAUAUCAACUGUACUUGGGAUCAAACGCCAGACCCUGGGAUCCCCACUAACUACAGCCUGCACUGGGUGCCAGCAUCUAGCAAAGAGGGCAAUGUGACUAAUGUGAAUGGGUCUGCGGUUAUCGAUCGUGAAAAAUAUAACAGCCACAGUGAUCUUCGUGUUUGGGUCCAGGCUAAGAACCAGAAUGGUUCUGCCAAAUCUAAGGACAUUACCUUCAACACAGGAAAUAUCUAUAAGCCAGCCCCUCCUAAGAUCACAGAGAUCUAUCAGGACCAAUUGGAGAUUCAUUGGAAUGUCACCUGUUGUCAGGGGGCCUUUGCGAAACAGUGUGAUGUACGACAUCGGGCUGCGGGGGACCAAGUCUGGCAGGAGACUACAGCCUUUCCCGGCUAUAUACUCGACGAUGCCCAGCCCGGCAUAGUCUAUGAAUUUCAGGUUCGCUGUGCCUGUGGCAUAGGCUUGAGCAGUGACUGGUGUGCAAUCCACAGAGUGAUCUCAGAGAAGGCCCCUGUCGGGCAGCUGGAUUUAUGGAUGGACUGCGGGAGCUCCCCUACAAGUGUUGACUGUGCUCUGACCUGGAAGAAGCUUCCUUUAUCGCAGGCUUGCGGUCACAUUCUGAGAUAUGAAGUCAAACUGUUAAACAAGACUGGCGCAUGGUCAGUGAAUUUGUCCACAACUGAGCCAAGCGGCCAGUUGGUGUGUGAUGAGAUGCAGUGCUACCACAAUUCCUCUCUAAAGGAUGUAUUGUCAGCCAGUGUAUCAGCCCACAACGCUCAUGGUGCCACAAGACCUUCUAAUCUAACUAUCCCAAUACGAGGUAAAGAGCCAAAGGAGAAAGUUAUUGACCUCAAGAUGAAUAAAGAGAACCUCACUGUCUCGUGGAAUCUGCCCUCUCAGCUCUCUGACAAGGAAUAUGUGGUGCAAUACAAACAAGCAGGAAGUCCUCCAGGCCAAGGAUUUGAUUGGGUCAGAGUAGAGAAAGGUCAUACAACUGGAAUUUUUAAAGGUCAUUUCAAAAACUACACUGCCUACCAAGUUUCACUCAUCACAGUAUCACACAGCGGGGAAUGUCAUCGCAUUUCAUCGGUUAUUGAAUAUUCUGGUCAAGGAACCCCCUCUGAAGUGCCUUUAUUUAAAGUGGAUUCCAUUUCUGCCACCAGCGUGACCCUGUUUUGGAAGCAUGUGCCACUGUUAAAACGGCGUGGGUUGAUCCUGCACUACGAAAUAGGAGGAGACAGACAAAACAAAGUGCACGAGGUGCCCGUGUCCCCGCAGCAUGAAAGUCAGACUUAUGAGCUGCAGGAUCUCACUCCAAACCAGGAGUAUGAAGUGUGGAUAAAGGCUGUGACCAAGGCCGGGCCUGGAGCCAAUGUCACCACAAGGUUCAAUACAAAGCGCGAAGAAAGUUUUGCACUCAUAAUAAUCGUGCUUAUACCAUGUAUUCUGGCUCUAAUAUGCCUUCCUGUUUUUCUCAGUGUUUGCAGAAGAGAAAGUAAAGCGUGUCCACUGAUGCCUUCAUGUUUCUAUGAGAAAGUGCCAGAUCCUCACAAUAGCCGCAUCUUCACACAGAUGAAGCACCAGAUGAAUGACUCCUUGGCUUGGAUCUGCAUUUCCGUCUAUGAGCCACAUCCUAACAUCUCUCUGGUGGAGAUAGUGGAAAUCGAGCACAAGGCUCUCGAGUCCUCUCUGGAGACAACCUCCCACCCUAACGGAUUAAGUAGGCCAUUAGUGGGAGGUGGAAGCUCACAAAUUGACUGCCAAGAUGAUCAGAGGGAGGAUGCUGUCACAGAGGAGUGUGACAGGACAGACCACAGAUAUGGAGGAGAUCAGUACAGCAAAAUGGUUGACUCUGAUGAGGAGAGGGACAACGAAGAGGAGGACAGCUAUGAUUGUUUGAGCUCAUCAGAGGAAGACAGGUUACGAAUGGCAGGUUACGAAAAACACUUCAUGCCCUCUAUGCAGGAAAUAUUGGAAGUUUAAUGAUAUCACCACAUAGGAUUGUGCACAUUUAUCUUAGAUGUGUGUUGUACCUUUUUUAAAUAUGCAAAAACAAGUGUCGUUAUUAUAGAUGAUCACUGGACAGGAUUCUCUAGCCUCUUUCUGAGGGAUUCUGGAGAGCAGACUCAGGUUACUGUAGAGAUUUGUCUGCUAAAGGUAUUGGCAGUCAACCAGUCCUUCUCUCUACUCUGUCUUCCACCUUUUGCAUUUGUUUGAUUUGUUACAUUUGGUUAUUGUUUGUGUUCACUUUAGUUUUUGAUGCAGACUCGAGUUGCAAUAUAAAGUAUGCAAAAUCAGGAAUCAUUUGUCUCUGACACUGAUAUCACGUGCUUAUAUGUAUAAACAUCUCAGAAAAUAUGACAAAUAUAACAAAUCAGAAAAUAUAGAAUUCUGUGUAUAAUAUUAAAAGUAGAUAAUAUAAUAUUUGGAAGGAAUAUCUACUUAAUAGAGCAUAAUGAAAUUUGUAGGCAAUAUCAUCAAGUGACACUGGAUUAAUACCUAAAUUUAAUACCGGAAAUUUUUAUUUGAGUUAUUAACUCCUGGAUGAACCCUUGAAUGUACAUAUGUGUGAAUCAGAAAAUGUUCCCAUAACUCAUACAUGGGUUUAAGUAUUAAAAAUGAUGUAAGAACUCUUUAAACCCACUGAAUGUAAAUUUGGACAUAUCAGGUGCUGCUUCAUGUAUUAUAUUCCUGCCUUGACCAAUGUAUUUUUUUUACAUUUUACCUCUUUUUUUUCUUAGGAUGUGAUAAAAUAAACAUUUUAUUACAACA
Molecule: messenger RNA, 3063 nt
Organism: Thunnus maccoyii (southern bluefin tuna)
Lineage: Eukaryota; Metazoa; Chordata; Actinopteri; Scombriformes; Scombridae
Gene: il12rb2l
Product: interleukin 12 receptor, beta 2a, like
Exons: 15
Coding region: 157-2274 (705 amino acids)
Biological process (GO): cytokine-mediated signaling pathway
Cellular component (GO): signaling receptor complex; external side of plasma membrane
Molecular function (GO): cytokine binding; cytokine receptor activity
Source: RefSeq, a predicted model, not a curated record